This is a messenger RNA of Oryctolagus cuniculus (rabbit), 3264 nucleotides long. RefSeq names its product zinc finger protein 672 (gene ZNF672). The record is from RefSeq and is a predicted model, not a curated record. Gene Ontology annotation, biological process: regulation of transcription by RNA polymerase II. Gene Ontology annotation, molecular function: DNA-binding transcription factor activity; RNA polymerase II cis-regulatory region sequence-specific DNA binding. Lineage: Eukaryota; Metazoa; Chordata; Mammalia; Lagomorpha; Leporidae.
CGGGGAGAGAGCGUGACCCCAUCCCAGCGCCGGACGCCGCUCCGCUCGGCGGCCGCGCGCUGCUCAGCCACUUCCUCGGUCCACGACGCGGGGUCGGCGGGCCCGCCCAGCCGGAGCUGCGCGCCGUCACAGGAGCCAUUCGGCGACCGGGCAGAGCACCCCUGCCCCUCCAGAGGCACCAGAGGAGGACUUCCCACGCUGGCUGCUCCUGCCCUGCACCGAGGGGAGUCACAGCCCCAGAGCUCACCUCUGCAGACAGCUGCCAGGAGCACCCUGUCGGAUCUGAGGGUUCCACUGGAGGUAAGCAGGGUGCUCUCCAUAAAGGGGUUCAUCUGCUACUCCUGGUUCUCCGAUCCCUGGACCUGGGCAGAAUGAUAGCCAACGACUCGGCCUCCCAGAGGCUCCUGGAGCCUGCCCCUCCCCUUCCCUUCCCAGCCUUCCUGACGGUGGGGACGUGCUUCUCGGGCGCUGCCAGCAGCUUGUGACCGCGUUUGCUGUGAACUGACCUGUGCACGCUCCUCUCCCCACCUCCUGGGUCCUGAGCUGCCCUCUCCUAUCUGGGGCUGGGUACUUCCUUGCAAAGCCAAGGAACAAUGUUUUGGGGUUCCUCAAAGACUUGCCCGGCACAGGCCUCGGCUCGCUGUGCACCAGGUUUGCGGCUUCUGCCCAGGCUGCUGCCAGACCCCGGCCCAUGCGCGUCCUCAGAGUGCCGCUUUGUCCUGUGCAGGCCUAGCUGGGCUCCCCCGGCACAGGACGGUGUGGGGGGAGCUAAGCCCCGGGAUUUUUCAUUGCCUGUGCUCUACUAGCGCAUCUCCGGGCGGGGACCCCCAGUCUGUGGCCAGAGAGCAGGCCGGACACCCCGUCUGCCCCACUCAUCCCCACUCUGUCCCUGCGCUCAGGCCUCCCGCCUCCUGUGCAGAGCGCAAGCCCUGCUCCGCAUCGUCUCCUGCUGCUGUGCCUCCCGCCCUCACAGGUGCCACGUGGACACCCCCUUCACACGGGUGGAACUCGGCGGCUUUGCAUCCUCUCGGAGACGGACCACGCGGGGAAGUUACAGGAACACGGAGCCAGCGUUCCCCUGGGUGGGGCUGCUGGCGCUUUCGCUGGGGUUCACUGUGACCUCCCCACGGGGCUCCAGGUCCGGGGUGAGCCUGGCCGCAACCACCCCUCCCCCCCGCAGCGCCCCCUGUCCAGGCCUUAGGGACCCUAAACCUCCCUGGCGCCGCGAGGGCGCGCCUCCCCGCGGGCCCGGCUCGCCAUGUUCCCGGCGGCAGGGGUGGCGGCGAGGCCCUACGCUUGCAGCGAGUGCGGCAAGAGCUUCGGCUACAGCUCGGUGCUGCUGCGGCACGAGCGCGCCCACGGCGGCGAGCGCCGCUUCCGCUGCCUGGAGUGCGGCGAGCACUGCGCGCGGGCCACCGACCUCCGCACGCACCGGCGCGCGCACGCCGGCCAGACCCUAUACAUCUGCAGUGAGUGCGGCCAGAGCUUCCGCCGCAGCGGCCACCUCGACCUGCACCUGAGCGCGCACCGGCGGCGCGGCCGCAUCUGCCCCUGCCGCCUCUGCGGCCGCCGCUUCCCCCACCUGCCGGCGCUGCUUCUGCACCGGCGCCGCCACCACCCCCCCGAGCGGCCGCGCCGCUGCCCGCAGUGUGCCCGGGCCUUCCGCGACAGCACACUGCGUUUCCAUCAGGCUCGGGCGCACCCCGCAGGACCCACCGUCUCCCCAGCCACCAGCGCGCUCCGCCCCCACGAGGCGCCAUCGCCGCGGGCCGUCCAGGCCAGUGCGCAGCUACGGCGGCGAGCGCGCAUCCCAGCGGCCCGGGGAGCCCGAGACAGUGCACCCGCGUCCCCGCACCCCGCGGAGGCGCACCAGUGCGGCGUGUGCGGCAAGAGCUUCGCCAAGGGCGCCACGCUCGUGCGACACCUGCACACGCACUCGGGCGAGAAGCCCUUCACCUGCCCCGAGUGCGGCAAGCGCUUCUUGGAGAGCGCCACGCUGGUGCGUCACCGGCGCACGCACACGGGCGAGAAGCCGUACGCGUGCGGCGACUGCGGGCGCUGCUUCAGCGAGAGCUCCACGCUGCUGCGUCACCGGCGCAGCCACCGAGGCGAGCGGCCGCACUCAUGUGCCACCUGCGGCAAAGGCUUUGGGCAGCGGUACGACCUGGUGGUGCACCAGCGCAUCCACACGGGCGAGAAGCCCUUCUCGUGCCCCGAGUGCGGCCGAGGCUUCAGCGACCGCUCGGACCUCACCAAGCAUCGGCGCACGCACACGGGGGAGAAGCCCUACGGCUGCGAGCUGUGCGGCAAGCGAUUCACAUGCGUGUCCAACCUCAACGUGCACCUGCGCAACCACGCGGGCCACAAGCCACACAAGUGCCCCGAGUGCGGCAAAGCCUUCAGCGUGGCCUCCAAGCUGGCCUUGCACCGCAAGACGCACCUGGGCGAGCGGCCGGCAGAGUGUGCCCAGUGUGGCAAAUGCUUCAGCCACAGCAGGUCGCUGUCGCAGCACCUACGGGCCCACACGCGUGCCCGCACCUCUGCCGCCGCCGCCACUGCCACCACCACCCAGGCUGCAGUCGGCACCGCCCUCACCUUUGCGGGGCCAGCCCCACAGGAAAAGCCAGCGCUCUUUGCGUCCCCAUGGAGGGGGACUUGCUGAGGCCACAGGAAGGCCAGGACAACUGCAGGCAGCUGCAGGCUUGGGAAAGGACUCCACGGGUGGCCCUUCCCUGGGCUCUCCUGCCUCUGCACCUCCCUCCCCGGUAGUUCUGCGCCCACCCGGUCCUUACGUUCUUGGCUUCUCUAGGGGUGUGGGUGCAGGGAGUCAGGGUCUGAGUACCUCCCCUGCUGCCACCCUGCACUGUUUGCUUCCGGCUUUCCUGCCUGCCUUCUAUCUCCCCAGGCCUCUCCUAAUUUCAGCCUGUCUCCACCUCCCCUUCCCCGUCGUGUGCUGUGCCCACCUCCUCAGGUGUCCAGCAGAUGUGGCCGCAGUCCGUCUCACCAGCCUCUUGAUCUCACCUGGUCAUCCUGCUUCCUCCCCAGCACCUGGGAAGCAGCCGGCAGACCCAGGGGCUCUGGGCUCAGCCUCCUGCAGUCGGCAGGGAGCUAUCUGCUCCGUGACCCCAGCCGGACCGUGUGGGCCGUUGUCAAUGAGUGGCAGAGGCUUCCAAGCCAGAGGGGAGGGGCGGGAGGGAAGAGGCCUGCAGGUGUCCAGUGACUGUCGGCGUACGGCUGGUGAAAUAAAGACUUGUUUGGGUUUGA